AUGUCUGGCUCCGGGCGAAAGGACUUCGAUGUGAAGCACAUCCUGCGCCUCCGCUGGAAACUCUUCAGCCACCCGUCGCCGGCCCCCGGCGGCCCUGCGGGGGGCGGCUGCCUGCAACAGGACGGCAGCGGCAGCUUCGAGCACUGGGGGCCCAGCCAGAGCCGCCUGCUCAAGAGCCAAGAGAAGGGCAGCGUGAGCACUUUCUGGAAGAAGCCUUCCUCUUCCUCCUCUUCUUCGUCCUCCUCCCCGUCCUCUUCCUCCUCUCCCUUUAACCCGCUGAAUGGCACCCUGCUGCCAGUGGCCACCAGGCUGCAGCAAGGGGCGCCCGGGCAGGGCACCCAACAGCCAGCCCGGACUCUCUUCUACGUGGAGUCUCUAGAGGAGGAGGAGGUGCCAGGCAUGGACUUUCCGGGACCACACGAUAAAGGGCUGGUCCUGCAAGAGCUCCAAGUGGAGCCGGCCGGCUCGAGCCAGGCAACAGGUGAAGGAUGUGGACACAGGCUGACAGCAACUAGCCAUUCAUUGACACCUCAAAGUGAUAUGGAUUCCAGUAGCUCUGAAGAAUUCUAUCAGGCUGUUCACCAUGCUGAGCAAACAUUCAGAAAAAUGGAAAGUUACUUGAAACAACAGCAACUCUGUGAUGUUAUUUUGAUUGUUGGGAACCGAAAGAUACCUGCACACAGGCUUGUUCUGAGCUCAGUCUCCGACUAUUUUGCUGCCAUGUUUACAAGUGAUGUUUGUGAAGCCAAGCAAGAGGAGAUUAAGAUGGAAGGCAUAGACCCCAAUGCCCUCUGGGACCUUGUUCAAUUUGCAUAUACAGGUUGCUUGGAAUUAAAGGAAGACACCAUUGAAAACCUUCUUGCUGCAGCAUGCCUCCUUCAGCUUCCUCAAGUGGUGGAAGUGUGCUGCCAUUUCCUCAUGAAGCUCUUGCACCCGUCCAACUGUCUGGGGAUCCGUGCCUUCGCAGAUGCUCAGGGGUGCAUUGAGUUGAUGAAGGUGGCCCACAGCUACACAAUGGAAAACAUAAUGGAAGUUAUGAGAAAUCAAGAGUUUUUACUGCUUCCAGCUGAGGAGCUUCAUAAACUCCUGGCCAGUGAUGAUGUAAAUGUUCCUGACGAAGAAACUAUCUUCCAUGCAUUAAUGAUGUGGGUCAAGUAUGACAUGCAGAGGAGAUGCAAUGACUUGAGUAUGCUUCUUGCCUUUAUAAGACUGCCGCUGCUUCCACCACAGAUAUUGGCUGACCUAGAAAACCAUGCUUUAUUUAAGAAUGAUCUGGAAUGUCAAAAGCUGAUUCUGGAAGCAAUGAAAUAUCAUCUGUUGCCAGAAAGAAGAACUUUAAUGCAAAGUCCAAGGACUAAACCUAGAAAAUCUACAGUUGGAACUCUAUAUGCUGUAGGAGGAAUGGAUAAUAACAAAGGAGCUACAACUAUAGAGAAAUAUGACCUAAGAACAAAUUUGUGGAUCCAGGCAGGGAUGAUGAAUGGCAGGAGAUUGCAGUUUGGUGUGGCUGUUAUUGAAGACAAACUCUUUGUAAUUGGAGGUCGAGAUGGCUUAAAGACAUUGAACACCGUUGAAUGUUACAAUCCCAAAACCAAGACUUGGACUGUCUUACCACCAAUGUCAACACACAGACAUGGUCUAGGUGUAACAGUACUCGAAGGUCCUAUAUAUGCUGUGGGAGGCCAUGAUGGCUGGAGCUAUCUGAACACCGUGGAGAGGUGGGACCCCCAGAGUCAGCAAUGGACAUUUGUAGCCAGUAUGUCCAUUGCCCGAAGCACAGUGGGUGUAGCAGCGUUGAAUGGCAAGUUAUAUUCUGUUGGAGGUCGUGAUGGAAGUUCCUGUUUGAGUUCAAUGGAAUAUUAUGACCCUCAUACAAAUAAGUGGAACAUGUGUGCUCCAAUGUGUAAAAGGAGAGGGGGUGUUGGAGUGGCUACAUGCGAUGGUUUUCUCUAUGCAGUAGGAGGUCAUGAUGCUCCUGCUUCCAAUCACUGUUCCCGGUUACUAGAUUAUGUAGAAAGAUAUGAUCCCAAAACAGACACAUGGACCAUGGUGGCUCCUUUGAGUAUGCCCAGAGAUGCUGUUGGAGUCUGUCUCCUUGGUGACAGACUGUAUGCCGUUGGUGGCUAUGAUGGGCAGACUUACCUCAACACUAUGGAAUCCUACGAUCCACAAACAAAUGAGUGGACACAGAUGGCUUCUUUGAAUAUUGGGAGAGCAGGUGCCUGUGUGGUAGUCAUCAAGCAACCUUGACUUAUUUUUAUUUGGAGAGAUUUUAUUUGCUGGAGUGGUUAUUUUUAUAUCAGAGGGCAAGAAUGAGAACUUCCUGAGAUGAAAAUUCUUCAAGAACAAGGAUUUCUGUAGAUUUACCUACUGCUGUCAAAAGAGGUAGAAGAUCAAAGAAUUAAUAGGAAUCGAAAUAAACAUCAAACUGCUAUGGGAACAAUGUCUGGCCGUAUAUUAGUUCAGGAACGGUUAUUGGUAAUUUGUUUUGUAUUGUAGCAUACAAUAACUAAAGUUACCAAAGGCUUGUUUUUCUUGAGCAAUUAAAAGGAAAGACCAGUAUUUGUGACAUGGAUAAUUUCGUGACUACAACUCCAUUGUUUUAUAGUUUGUGGCAAUAUCAAAGAGGUCGAAGAUACGAUAUUUAAUCUGAUAGAAUCUGAUUGGCUUACUAUUUUCCUAAUCAGAUGUGGUCAUUCUAGGAGGCAGAAAGACGUUUUAUUAAAACAAACACGUUUCUUCCUCAUUUUCUAAACUAUGAGGACAAUUAGAGAAACAGAUUAAUGCCUGCUCCUUGCAUUCAGAAAACAAACCGUUCUGUUAAUCAAAGCUGCAUAUGUCAUCAGUGAGGAUGGUUGAAUUUUAUUGCAACCAUAUUAGCAAUCUGAAGCUGGCAAACACAAAGGAUUGUUUUCAUUAGGCUUACCACAUUGCUUUGCUUUUUAAACACACUGAGCCAAAGAAUCAGUACAAUUAUGGGCUUUUGCCUCAUGUUGAGUUCAGUGUAAGCAUGGAAGCUAGUUAUUCUGAAUGUUAUAUAUAUCCAUUGCAUGUUAACGUCCUUUAGAAUUUUGUUCAUGAAAAGCAGACAAACAAAAAAAAUCUUAGGAUUUUGGGAGAAAAAUCUAUGAUCCAUUCAUUUGGAGUGUUAAUGAUCAUUGUUAGAAGGAAGUCAGACUUCUGAUCCUCAUUUCCCUCUUUUCAAACUUGUUACAUUGAUAUGCACAUUAUUUUAUGCCAAAUGUUUGUAAUUGU
Messenger RNA from Nyctereutes procyonoides (raccoon dog), 3255 nucleotides. RefSeq names its product kelch like family member 1 (gene KLHL1). Gene Ontology annotation, molecular function: protein binding. NCBI's taxonomy places the organism in Eukaryota, Metazoa, Chordata, Mammalia, Carnivora, Canidae. The transcript is spliced from 11 exons. The record is from RefSeq and is a predicted model, not a curated record. Bases 1 to 2250 code for a protein of 749 amino acids.